Molecule: messenger RNA, 796 nt
Organism: Callorhinchus milii (elephant shark)
Lineage: Eukaryota; Metazoa; Chordata; Chondrichthyes; Chimaeriformes; Callorhinchidae
Gene: ttc9b
Product: tetratricopeptide repeat domain 9B
Exons: 3
Coding region: 74-745 (223 amino acids)
Molecular function (GO): protein binding
Source: RefSeq, a predicted model, not a curated record
UUACCUGCUGUGCCCGGCGGGCGCCUGUCGGGUGGGGGUUGGGGGCAGGAAUGCUUUGCCCUCGCUGGGGGAGAUGGAAGCCAAGAGCCCUGGCAAAGCCCAGGGGGUGGCGGGCAAGAGACAAGCCGGGAUUGGGGCUCGGGGAGUCGGCUUGGCUUCGGGGAGCAGUUGGGAGGUCGGCCUGAGCGCGCCGGGGUGUCCUGAAGGAAGACAGACCCCCACCCACCCCAGACAGCCCCCCAGGGACACCGAGGAGCAGAUCCGCAAAGCGGUGGGGUUUCAGGCUGAGGGGAAUCGGUGCUACAAGACCAAGCGCUUCCGUGAGGCCAUCGGCCGGUACCACCAAGCUGUCCUCCAGCUCAAAGCCAUCGGGGGAGGCUCUCAACUCAACAGGACCCAAUCCAGACUGACAGAGGAGCAGAGGGGCCUCAUAGAGACCACCGAGAUAGACUGCUAUGAUAGUUUAGCGGCCUGUUUGCUGCAGUCGGAGCUGGUGAACUAUGAGCGUGUGCGGGAAUACUGCCUGAAGGUGCUGGGAAAGCAAAAGGACAAUUUCAAAGCCAUGUACAGAGCAGGCAUCGCUUUCUACCACCUCGGUGACUACCCCAGCGCCCUGCGUUACCUGAUGGAGGCCAAGGGACGAGACCCAGCAGAUAUGAAUGUGUCCAGAUAUAUCCAUCUGACAGAGAUUAAGAUGCGUCGUAGAGGUCAGGAGAGAGAUGGAAGAAAACAUAUGAUUCACUAACCAUACUGUUUCCUGGGGUAAUGGUGGGGAAGAGAGAGGGAGGGGGAGAGG